Capsicum annuum is the source of this 891-nucleotide messenger RNA. RefSeq lists its product as uncharacterized. The record is from RefSeq and is a predicted model, not a curated record. The transcript has 2 exons. Lineage: Eukaryota; Viridiplantae; Streptophyta; Magnoliopsida; Solanales; Solanaceae. Bases 1 to 891 code for a protein of 296 amino acids.
AUGGAUGCUGCUACAAUCAGUAAAACUAGGCCAAGUAUGGCCAAGGUUAGGGUGGAAUUAGAUCUUCUAAAAUCACAUCCGGAUAGUGUUUGGGUGGGAUUAGAAGAUGAAGAUUCACCCUUGAGAGGGUUUACUCAGAAAUUGGAAUAUGAAGCUAUACCUAAGUAUUGCAAACAUGGCAAGAAGAUUGGUCACACCAUGACUAAUUGCAAAAUUCUGGAAAAAAUUUGGCCAAGGAAAAGGAAGAAAAAAAAGAAAAAAGAGGAAGAAGAAACAAUGGAGAGAACUGCUGAGCUAGUGAGCCAAGACAAAGAGGCAGACAAUGAUAAUAGUAAGAAAAAGAAUGAUCAAAAUGAACAAGUGUUCAACAACAAUGAUAAUAGACAGAUUGCCUCUACUUCAAAAGCUCUCAAGGUUGCUAAUGGAAAAACCAAAAAAGAGAAAAGCCAAAAAGAUGCCAAAAAAGAAGAGCAAAAGAAGCAAAAUAACACAAAGGCAGGGAAUAACCUUCAAGCGGAGCAGGUUCAACAAAAAGAGAACCAAGACGUGCAACACAAGGAAAAAAUAAAUCCCAAAAUCAAAGUCAAUGAUAUUAAGAAUGAAGAGCUGCGAGCAAAAGAAAUUGAUAAGAAUCUGCCCAGGCUACAAGAAGAUCAAAAUAUGGAUAAUUGUUCGACCACAGAAGAACGGAGUAGUAAGGAAGAUCAAUCUCGAACCAAGAAAAGUAUGUCACCAGAUAGCUUUUCUAGUUCAGAUAGUAUUUCCAGAGAGAUAAGAACAAUUCCUGGCCUAAACCUCGUGGUCGAUUUGGGACUAACAGAGCAUAUAGACAAAACUGUAGAAGCCACACACUUGCAGGAUGCAGGAACAGAGAAGCACAUCAAUCACUAA